AAACCCGGCAAAUCAGUUAAUCACUCUCAACUCGACACAAUGUCCAUCCCGAACGACUCGUUCGACGAUGACGACCUGCUGGCCAAUCUGGACCUGCCGUCCCCGCCGAAGAAGGCCGCCAUCGAUGAAGGUGAAAGUUCGCACAAACCGGUCCAAUCAAAGCCCAACAAGGGCAACUACAUCCUGGUGAGCCCGAAACAGCGCGGCAAUCCGCUGCUCAAAUCGAUCCAAAGCGUGGCCUGGGAGUACGACGACAUCGUGCCGGACUACGUGGUCGGUGCGACCGCCUGCAUUCUGUUCAUCUCGCUGCGGUACCACAACCUCAACCCGGAUUACAUCCACGGUCGGCUGAAACAGCUGGGCAAGAUGUUCGAGCUGCGCGUGCUGCUGGUGCAGGUGGACAUCCAGGAACCGCACAACGCGUUGAAACACCUGACCCGGAUCUGCCUGCUGGCGGACUUGACGCUGAUGCUGGCGUGGACCGCCGAGGAGGCCGGCAAGAUCGUGGAAACGUACAAGCUGAUGGAGCACAAGCCACCGGACGCGAUCAUGGAGCGGCCGGAGAAGUAUCCGUAUCAGAAGAUGGUGAGUGCGCUGACUAGUAUUAAGCCGGUCAACAAGACCGAUGCGAUGACGCUGAUGCAGAACUACGGCACGUUGGCCAAUAUGAUCAACAGCAGCGAGGAGAAACUGGCCCAGUGUCCCGGAUUUGGCGCGAGGAAGGCCAAGAAGCUGCACAAAACAUUUAAUGAGAGUUUUCUGAAGAAAUAAAGAGGCGCUGUGAUUGUUUGUAAA
Culex pipiens pallens (northern house mosquito) is the source of this 795-nucleotide messenger RNA. RefSeq names its product DNA excision repair protein ERCC-1 (gene Ercc1). Gene Ontology annotation, molecular function: damaged DNA binding; single-stranded DNA binding. The transcript is spliced from 2 exons. The record is from RefSeq and is a predicted model, not a curated record. The coding region runs from base 40 to 771 and encodes 243 amino acids. Gene Ontology annotation, cellular component: nucleus; nucleotide-excision repair factor 1 complex; ERCC4-ERCC1 complex. Gene Ontology annotation, biological process: meiotic mismatch repair; UV-damage excision repair; nucleotide-excision repair. Lineage: Eukaryota; Metazoa; Arthropoda; Insecta; Diptera; Culicidae.